ACAGCUCUGUUCUUCCUAGAAAAUUGACGUUCGUCGGAACGGAAUCUCCCACUCUCAGCGCUCCUCGCAGUGCUUUACGGAUUCGGAUCUCAAAAGAUUAGAUCUUUGAUAUCAUCCGGAACCGGUCUCGAGCUGCCCGCAUCGUGGUCUCGGAUUGACGACUCCUGUCGGGGCAGGACCGGUCGAGGGCCGGCGGUUGGUCCGUUUCGAUCCGCCUCGGGCGCUUCACUUCGGUUUUUGGAACAGAGCUCUUGCUUUCUGGGGUAAGGUAGAGUUUUUCCGGCGAGUUUGGGGGGGCAAGGAGAGGAGAAGAGAAGGGAUGGAGGGGAAAUGGCGGAAGAAGUGGUUGUGGCCGGUGGUGGUGAUUUGUCUGAGCGUCCUCCUGACGGCGGCGAUGGCAUCGGCGGAUAGAGGACAGAAGUCUGAGGCGUUGGGAGAUGAUGUUUCCGUCGAAGAAGAGAUGGGUGCUUCAGAUUACCUUCUAAAGGUGGUAAACUUCUUGUGGCAGCCCAAUGAAUCGUCUUAUCAACAUGUUUGGCCGCCGAUGACAUUUGGCUGGAAAAUCAUCGUGGGAUCAAUUAUUGGGUUCCUUGGAGCGGCUUUCGGCAGCGUUGGGGGUGUGGGUGGAGGUGGGAUUUUUGUUCCCAUGCUCACGUUGGUCAUUGGAUUCGACCCGAAAUCGUCAACCGCUAUAUCAAAAUGUAUGAUCAUGGGUGCGGCAGGUUCAACUGUAUACUACAAUCUGAAGCUCAGGCAUCCAACUCUAGAUAUGCCUAUUAUCGAUUAUGACCUGGCUUUGCUUUUCCAACCAAUGCUCAUGCUCGGAAUCAGUAUCGGUGUUGCUUUCAAUGUACUGUUUGCUGAUUGGAUGGUUACAGUUCUUCUAAUUCUCCUCUUCUUAGGGACAUCAUCCAAGGCAUUUAUGAAGGGUGUUGAGACAUGGAAGAAAGAGACAUUGAUGAAAAAGGAGGCUGCAAAACGUGCAGAUACAAAUGGAAGUGAAGAAAUUGAAUACAAGGCGCUCCCGACUGGUCCAGGCAAUGCCAAAGAGUCCAAGACUCGACAAUUAGAGGUCACAGUUCUUCAGAAUGUCUGCUGGAAGGAGCUUGGCCUUCUCAUGUUUGUGUGGAUGACAUUCCUUGCUCUGCAGAUUGUGAAGGAAUAUACUUCGAAUUGUUCAAAAUCAUACUGGAUUUUGAAUUUGCUGCAGAUACCAGUGUCUGUGGGAGUGACUGCAUAUGAAGCAGUUAGCUUAUACAGAGGAAAGAGAGUGAUUGCAUCGAAGGGAGAUGAAGGAACAAAUUGGAGAGUUCUCCAGCUAGUUCUAUACUGCGCAACUGGUAUCCUUGCUGGUAUGGUUGGUGGAUUGCUUGGGCUUGGGGGAGGGUUUAUUUUGGGCCCUCUUUUCCUGGAGCUUGGUAUUCCUCCUCAGGUGUCAAGUGCUACAGCAACUUUUGCCAUGACGUUUUCCUCAUCCAUGUCUGUUGUAGAAUACUACCUCUUAAAGCGUUUCCCUGUUCCAUAUGCUGCCUACUUUGUUGCCGUUGCAACUGUUGCUGCCUUUGUAGGCCAACAUGCAGUGAGGAAGCUGAUUAACAUACUCGGGAGGGCAUCUCUCAUCAUCUUCAUCCUAGCUUUCACUAUUUUUGUCAGUGCCAUCUCAUUGGGUGGGGUUGGUAUCUCAAACAUGAUUCACAAGAUCCAGCGGCAUGAGUACAUGGGGUUUGAGAACCUCUGCAAGUACUAAGCUAGCUAGCAUUAAUCAAAAGGUGGAAAUCUCUUCCAUCAAACUUUGUGGCCCCAAGUUUUGUUUUUCCUUUUUCCCCACGUUUAGGUAGAAGGGCCUUGGGCAGUUGACCUGCCAUGCUUUUGUACCAAUUUUUCAAUUAUUAGUGCUAAUAAAAGUUCUUCAAAUA
Elaeis guineensis (African oil palm) is the source of this 1916-nucleotide messenger RNA. RefSeq names its product sulfite exporter TauE/SafE family protein 3. Gene Ontology annotation, cellular component: Cul4A-RING E3 ubiquitin ligase complex; membrane. Gene Ontology annotation, biological process: protein ubiquitination. The record is from RefSeq and is a predicted model, not a curated record. Lineage: Eukaryota; Viridiplantae; Streptophyta; Magnoliopsida; Arecales; Arecaceae.